AUGCAACCCCUCCCGCAGGUCCUGGUCGAUAACGCAACAGACCCCCUCAGCCCCGGCGCAGACUGCACGUCCCCCGCCGCCGCCCCCGGCCCCGGCGCCAGCUGCUGCUGCUGCUCGUACACAAACGAGGCGUCCCGCCGCGUCGCCGACGUGCGCGCCGGCGCGGCGGCCCGUAUCGACUGGGCCUCCACCUGCCUGGCAGGCCACGGGCUGUGUCUGUUGCUGGAGGUCGAAUUUGACCCCAUUGAAGGACACGGCACCAACAAGGCUGCCGGGAGCGGCGGCGGUGGCGCCAAGGAUCGUGGCGGCGGGCAGGGGCCUGGGCUGGAGCGCCGCUCGCUGCUCUUUGACGCGGGGCCGAGCGGGGAGCUGCUGCGCUGCAACGCGCGCCGCUGGGGCCGCGGGCUGGACCUGGGGGCAGUGGGGGCGGUGGUGCUGUCGCACUGGCAUGUGGACCACUCCGGCGGCCUGCCUGCCGCCCUGGAUCUCAUCGGAGCGGCGCGCGGCGCACGGGCGGCGGGCGGCGCUGGGGCGGGCGGCGUCCACGGCGGCGGCGGCGAGGCGCCGGCGCCGCAGCCGCGGGCCCCCGUGCGGGUGGUGCUGGAUGUGCACCCGCGGCGCCCCUGGUGCCGCGGGCUGAAGCUGCAGCCGGGCGAUGAGAUCAUCCCCUUCAAUCAGGACCCAGACCCGGCCCAGCUCGCGGUCGACCACGCGUGGCUGGACGUGGCGCCCGCGGCCGCGCCGCACACCCUGCUGGACGGCUGCUUCGGGGUGUCUGGCUUCAUCCCCCGCGUGACGCCCUACGAGGAGGGCAACCCGGCGCACGCAUCUCAGUGGGAGGAAGGUGGGCCCUGGGAGGACGACCCCCUUAUUGAAGACGAGCGGGCGCUCGUCGUCGACCUAGCAGGCAAGGGUCCCGUCGUGUUCAGCGCCUGCUCCCACGCCGGCAUCGUCAACGUGGCGCGCUGGGCGGAGGCGGCGCUUGGGCGGCCGCCCUACGCCAGCUUUGGCGGCCUGCACCUGGCUCCCCGCGACUGCCUCGCGCGCGUCGCCCCGACCGCGCGCCACCUGGCGGCCCAGCGCCCCCCGCUGUCGCUGCUCGCCGCGGGCCACUGCACCGGGUGGCGGGCGCAGGCGGCGCUGCAGGCGGCGCUGCCGGGGCGCUGCAUGCCGCUGAGCGUGGGGGCGACGUUCGAGCUGAGCUCAGAGUAA
Molecule: messenger RNA, 1212 nt
Organism: Monoraphidium neglectum
Lineage: Eukaryota; Viridiplantae; Chlorophyta; Chlorophyceae; Sphaeropleales; Selenastraceae
Exons: 6
Coding region: 1-1212 (403 amino acids)
Molecular function (GO): transferase activity
Source: RefSeq, a predicted model, not a curated record